UCUGACGCGCCGAUAAAGCGGGGUUUAUCCGGACCGGACCUGCGAUGGCUUCGCUGUACCAGAGAUUCACGGGGAAGAUCAACACGACCAAUUCUUUCCCGCACCCACCUGAGGCCAGCCACCUCCUGGGAGGACAGGUUCCGGACGAGGAAAAGAACCCGCAGACCCUCGUCGAUGGCAGACCUCAUGUCCAGUACCGCAAAAAAUGCUUACGGGAGGACGAGGACGACCUGGUGGGCAGCGCUCCGCCCCAGAGGAACUGGAAGGGAAUCGCCAUCGCUCUGGUGGUCAUCCUCUUCAUCUGCUCCCUGAUUGUCACUGCCGUCUUCUUGCUGUCCAUCCCUGUUGACGACACUCUUGCCCGCAAGAAGAAAGUGACUGUAGAGGAUGUUUUUGGUCCUGAUCUUCGGAUCCAUGACCCAGAUGCCAAGUGGCUCAGUGACGACGAGCUGCUCUAUCGUACAAGAGACGGGGACGUUGUCAAGCUCAACGUCGACACGAUGGAGAGAACUGUUGUUGUGGACAGCAAGAUGUUUGACACGUACAAAGCCACGAAGUAUCAGCUGUCUCCAGACAUGCAGCAUGUGAUGUUGGCCUUUCGCGUGACACCAGUCUACCAACACUCUUAUGUGGCCAACUACAUUAUUUGCAGCCUUGUGACACCGGAAACUUGGCUUCUGAGUCCCCCCGAGGUGAGAAACGCUGUCCUGCAGUUUGCUGGAUGGGGCCCCCGAGGGCAGCAGCUGAUCUUCAUAUUUGAAAACAACAUCUACUACAGAGCGACCGUGGAGAGCCGCACCAUCCGCCUGAUUUCUACCGGGAAGGAGGGCAUUGUCUUCAACGGGCUUGCCGAUUGGCUCUAUGAGGAGGAGAUCUUGCAGACCCACAUUACCCACUGGUGGUCUCCAGACGGGCUGUGGCUCGCCUACGCCACUAUAAACGACACUCUGGUGCCGAAGAUGGAGGUGCCCUUCUUCACCAACUCGCCGUACCCAAGCAGUUUGGAGUAUCACUACCCGAAGGCUGGGGAGGAGAACCCUGCAGUUCACCUGUCAGUGGUGAGUCUCAACGGCCCGCUGCACACUGUGGUGAUGAAGAAACCUGAUGACCCCCGAAUAGGGAGGGAAUAUUACAUCACCAUGGUGAAAUGGGCCACCAGCACCAAACUGGCCGUUAACUGGCUGAACCGAGCCCAGAACAACUCCAUCCUGACGCUGUGCGAAGCCACAACUGGAGUCUGCAUCAAGAAACAUGAGGAUGAGAGUGAGAGCUGGCUGCACCGGCAGAAUGAAGCCCCACUGUUUUCCCAAGACGGACACAAGUUCUUCUUCACCAGAGCGAUCCCUCAGGGAGGGAGAGGAAAGUUUUUCCACAUUUCCAUGUCUACCUCCAUGCCGAACACGAGCACAGACAUACUUCAGUCGCUCACCUCUGGAGACUGGGAUGUUACCAGAAUCUUGGCCUACAACCAGAAAUGGAACCUCAUAUACUUUCUGAGCACAGAGGACGACCCAAAACGUCGACACCUGUACAGUGCCGACACCAUUCCCCCAUUCAACCGCUGCUGCCUUUCUUGCGAAUUUAAGUGCGGCUAUGUGGACGUUUCAUUCAGCCACCACAUGAAGUACUUCCUCCUCCACUGUAAAGGUCCAGAUGUACCUGGUGUGGCCGUCUACACAACGGACGACAAAAAGAAGUUGUUUGAUGUGGAGACGAAUGAAAGGGUGAACAACACUUACAACAACAUGCAGAUGCCUCGAGUGGGGUAUAAAACCAUCACUAUCGAUGACUACACUCUGACGAUGCAGAUUCUGAAGCCUGCUGGAUUUGUGAGCACAACACAUUACCCCUUACUGCUGCUCGUGGACGGCACGCCCGGCGGGCAGAUGGUGACGGAGCAGUUCCAGGUUGACUGGGCCACAGUUCUGGUCAGCAGUUUCAGCACCAUCGUGGUCCGACUUGACGGCCACGGGAGCGGGUUCCAGGGCACCAACCUCCUGCACAAGGUCCGCAGAAAGUUGGGAAGGCUCGAAAAGCAUGACCACCUGGAGGCGCUCAGGUUCAUAUCCAAGGAAGCAUUCAUUGAUAAGAAUCGGAUGGGAGUGUACGGAAAGGCCUAUGGAGGAUAUUUAGCCACGAUACUUCUGAGCUCGGAGGACUUCACCGACCUUACAUGCGGGGCAGCGGUCUCCCCCAUCUCAGAUUUUGAACUAUACGCUUCUGCGUUUUCAGAGCGAUACCUCGGCUCACCAAAGACAGACUCUCGAGUCUAUCAGUUUGCAAAUUUAGCACACAAGGCCGGUCAGCUGCUGGAGAAGCAGUACUUGAUAAUCCACCCGACUGCAGACGAAAAGGUUCACUUCCAGCACACAGCCAAAUUUAUCAACCAUUUAAUUGGCGAGAAGGCAAAUUAUACUUUACAGAUCUACCCCGAUGAAGGUCACUUCCUGCACAGUGAGGGCACACAGCAGCACCUGAGCCAAUCGCUAGUCAACUUCUUCGAGGCGUGUUUCCACGUUCCGGAGAUACAGGAGGUGGAGCUACAGGAUGAAGAACUGGGCAUCUAUUAAACCCACUUCUCUGGCAGGAGCACAACACGGACCACAGCACAGAAUGCAAACAGAUGUUUGCGACCCGACUCCACCCGUAAAAUCUGAUCUCAGCCCCGAAGUGCAGACACCUGCAUGGCCGACAGUCCCUGUCCUCAGUCUGACUAUGGCUCUGAUGCAGACCCCAGAAACAUCAUCAACGUCAGCACUUCCCCAAGUGGAAGCUGUCUGUAGUGCUCUCUGGUGGACAAAUGGAGGAAUGACUGUUCCAAAUGCACAUUGUUUGACAGCUUUGCAGCACAAAAAUCCCCCCCUCCCCAGUGGAGAGACUGUCACCCGUACGUAUGAUUAUUGCUGCUUGUUUCUCUGAAUCUGUUCAGUGUCUUACAGUUGUACUGUGUCUCUGAGUGCAUGUCUGGCUGCAUCAGUACGUCGGUUAUGUUGUACAUCCUAAAAACUAAGCAUCGAUAUUUACAUGGUUUCAAAUCUCGCAUACUUUCAAACUGUUUUUUAGUCACCGUGCCUUACUGUUCACGUUAGGAGCUCAAACCUGAGGAAGUCUUAACAGAUCUUAUGGG
Thalassophryne amazonica is the source of this 3127-nucleotide messenger RNA. Its product is annotated as dipeptidyl aminopeptidase-like protein 6. NCBI's taxonomy places the organism in Eukaryota, Metazoa, Chordata, Actinopteri, Batrachoidiformes, Batrachoididae. The coding region runs from base 45 to 2570 and encodes 841 amino acids. The transcript has 26 exons. The record is from RefSeq and is a predicted model, not a curated record. Gene Ontology annotation, molecular function: serine-type peptidase activity; dipeptidyl-peptidase activity. Gene Ontology annotation, biological process: proteolysis.